CUCAACUGUCAAACAUUUACUGUCAAGUGUCAAUGUCACAUUAAAAAUAAUUGACAUGCGUAAACGAUAUUAGUUUAAAUUAAUGGAAAUAAAUAUAUAAUCGAAUGAAAUAAAACAAAACAAACAUAAAAAAUGUCGUACAAAUCAAAUUGUGUAUUACAAUUAUAGAAUGUGAGAAAAAUAUGAGUUCAUGAUAAUGAGAAAUAAACUUCAAAGUGCACCAGCAUGAUAUAUUGUCAUGGCUAGGCCAUGAACGGUGUCUCCUAUUUCGCAACAUUUCCAUCAAGAUGUGAAUCUUAGAAAAGGGACACCGGAUUGCCAGAGCGUCAAGGAGCGAGAAAAAUAAUGGAUGAACACAAGCCGUAAACAGAUCACGAUGGCGGAAUGCAGUGCAGUAUUGAGGCCGCGAGCAGCCGCGUGCUCUAUUUCUAGUCAUAGAAUACGCUUCUGUUUAGUUGUUAUGUUAAUUUUAGGUAUACCGAGUGCACAUUCCCAGUUAGACAAGAUGUACGUCGAAGUAACUGAUCUGAAUCUUUUAGUCGAAGAAACUCGACUACUCAAACUGGUCCAAAUAGGCCAAUAUAACACAUCCCUAGAAGUGAUAUCAAAUAUUCAACAUCCAGAUAUAGUUCAACUAGUGCCACCGUCAAUAGAAAUACCAGGUUCGAACGAACCUAAUAAAACGGUGGUGAUAUCGUACGAUAUAUGCGCGUACGGAAAGAGUCCGGGACAUUCGGAAGUGACGUUCAAUGUUACACCGCCAGGUUUUGUCAACUUAGACACAGUGUACCUACGUAUAACCGUCAUGCACUCCAACGAAAUAAACAUAAUAUCGUACAUAAUGGGUUGGAUAUACUUCGCGGCCUGGUCAGUUUCGUUCUACCCUCAAAUAUACAUAAACUUCAAGAGGAAAAGCGUGGUCGGUCUCAACUUCGACUUCCUGGCGCUAAACAUUAUGGGCUUCACCAUGUACUCGCUUUUCAACUGUGGACUGUAUUUUUCUAAAGAGAUUCAGAACGAGUACUUCAGUCGUCAUCCCCGCGGAUUGAAUCCGGUGCAGCUUAACGACGUGUUCUUCUCCUUGCACGCAGCCUUCGCUACUCUCAUCACCAUCACCCAGUGCUUUUUAUAUGAGCGUGAAGAGCAACGGGUCUCGACGGUGGGGCGCGGGAUACUCGGCGCGUUCUCAGCGGUCGUCAUAGUAACGGGCAGCAUCGCGGUCGUCGGCAAGAUCGAGUGGCUGGACUGGCUCUACUACUGCAGCUACGUGAAGCUCGCCAUCACGCUCAUCAAAUACGUGCCGCAGGCGUACAUGAACUACAAACGCAAAUCAACGGUCGGCUGGAGUAUCGGCAACAUUUUCCUCGACUUUGUGGGCGGUUUCCUUUCGAUACUCCAGAUGGUCCUCAACGCCUACAACUACAACGACUGGGUUUCGUUCUUCGGAGACGCGACCAAAUUCGGCCUCGGCCUCUUUAGUCUCGUUUUCGAUAUAUUCUUCAUACUGCAGCACUAUGUCUUCUAUAGGCAAUCUCGGUAUAUACUGAUUCCCGGAACGACUGUAUCAGAACAUGAAGAUGAUUCGGAGAAUGAUCCCGAGACACGAUCAGAAACACCUUAUCAAGGAGACCCUGCUUAAAAUAUCUUCACGACUUAAAAAACAUUUUUUUAUAAUCUUCUAUUAUACGAACAAAGAGGGCUUUAAUUUACCUCACUGCGGAUAUAAUUAUAUGGUGCUUCGGCGACUUUGUGACCGGGUAUUGAACAUUUUCGAGGAUCUAUUUGGCUUAAAGGAGUACUCGUAGAAGAGUAGAAUCCGAACUCUAUUAAAGUAACUAAAUAAAUAAAAACAAUUUUCGUUUUUACAACCUCACUGGUGGAAGGAUGUAAGUUCGCGCCUGAGAUCAAUCCAGUAAUCAAAUUAGAAUCUCAUGCUUUGCAGAAUGCUGUAUCAGGAAUAUACACGGAUUUGGGAAUCUAUGAACAAAGAAAAGAGAUAGCUGUAUGAGGGAUGUGUUGGAAUCCUCAACUUUUCGUUUAUCUAUACUAAUUUAUAAGUCUACAGUGGUUUUUACGGAUGUUACGUUAUAACCGUUCUGUUAUGACUUGAAACUUGGUAUCCAUGUAGAAAAUACAAGUACUUAAUGGAUAGGCUAAUAUUUAUAUCAGUGUUGGACUCCCUACACCAGUUGCGGGUUCGUUAAUGGUGAGAAUAUUUGUGGGGGUGAGAAAUAAUAAUGUUAAUUUUAAAUGCCCAGCGAAGCGGACGGGUAUAGCUAGUUAUAGAUAAUUCUCUAAAAUGUGUGUCUAAAAUGUGGAUAACACAUGAUGGAUGUAGUGUCGGUCAUUUGUUUGAUUGAGCAUAGAUUGUUCUUCAAAAAUAAUCUGAAUUUACUUUAUGAAUAGUCGUGUACGGAAUCGGAAACAUUGACCAUGGAUCGAUGGCACAAGAUGACCUUCAUGAGCCAGACUCAUGGUGGUGUAUUGUGUAGUUCUGAGCUCUUGAAUGCGUGGCUAGAAAAGGACAGGAACAUAAUCGGAUGAACUGUGUUUGAUUUUGUAACGACACUCGCGUGGAAAAAUUUUUUUGAGAAUACACAAUUCGUCUUACGAAAAUCAAAUUGUCGUUUCUAUAGAAUUUAUGAUGUGGAUUUUUAUAUUUUUCAACAAAAAUCAAUCAGCAUGCCGUUAGCGUUAGCAAAACGAUCAUAGCAGAUUGAGAUUGAAAUGCUAAUUCACAACAGAAGAAGGUAUCGCCAUAACGCUAAAUGACUAUCGUGUGCUGAAGGUGACACAGAACAACAUAUAUCUAGAAGAGAUAAUAUUAUAGUUCAGUUACAUGCGAUUAUAUGGCAAAGUAAAUAACCUAAAGAUGAAAAUAUUAAUUCUCACUGUUAAGUUGUGUAAUUAGCCAAAUUACUUAUUUUGCUUUUCGUUAUGAAACAGUCUUCGUGUCGGUGUGAUGAUGAUCAAUAGUGAUGUGUUCAAAGUGUUAAAUGAAACAGAACCUCGUCGAAGAUGAUCGUGAUAACGAUAUGGACGUUAUAUAUGAACAGUGUAUUGGGAUAAUAUCUGUGAAUAUUGCUAUUUUUAUAAAUCGAUUACGUAUACCAGGUAAAGUAUUUUUAAGAUUCUGUUUCAAAACUGUUAAGUAAGCAGUGAACAAAAAAUAACUCUUUACUUAAGAAGACUAGUAUAAAAGCGAAUUUAAUACAAUCUAGCCUUCGACCGUAGUGAAUAAUUUUGUAUGGUGGUACAAAUAAUAUUAUAAUGGAUAAUAACUAAAACUAAUUUUACGGUUAAUAUCGUGUUUUUUAUAGUCUAUAUUUAUGGUUCUAUGUAAUUUGUGUUUUUUAGAAUUUUGAUACGAAGCAUUUUAGGGUUAGCACCGUAAGCUGUUAGUUAAAAAGAUAUUUUAUUAGAAUAAAUGUGUGCAAAUUAAGAAGUUAUUACUAAAAUUUAUAUAUGAUGUCAUAAAAACUAAUGUGUAACUAUUAAUUUUGAUUCAUAAUGUCAAAAAAGUAUGGAUCAAAAUUAAUAAUUAAGUAAAGUACUGCAUCGCCUACAUUCAUUAUUAAAAUACUCAUUUUUAGACCAAAAUAUUUUGAACAGUAACCAAAAUGUGUCUUAUAUAGUAAUCUGUAUACCAUAACAAUAUAUAGGUUAUUUAUAUUUAGAAUAUGGCUAGAUAGAUUUUGUACUUUUGUGAAUUAGCGAAUAUAAUAUAUAUUAAUUUAUAAUUGAAUUUGUAAUUACCUAUAAUAAAGAAAACACCGCUAUCAACUGCACAGUAA
Messenger RNA from Bombyx mori (domestic silkworm), 3794 nucleotides. It is a transcript of the gene Ctns, whose product is annotated as cystinosin homolog. The record is from RefSeq and is a predicted model, not a curated record. Gene Ontology annotation, cellular component: lysosomal membrane. NCBI's taxonomy places the organism in Eukaryota, Metazoa, Arthropoda, Insecta, Lepidoptera, Bombycidae. Gene Ontology annotation, biological process: L-cystine transport. The coding region runs from base 350 to 1639 and encodes 429 amino acids. Gene Ontology annotation, molecular function: L-cystine transmembrane transporter activity. The transcript is spliced from 10 exons.